UCUCCAUCUUCAUUCUUCACACAAACACAAACACACACUUUAUCUUUUAAUUUCUCUCUAACCCCUUUUUUAAUUUCUUCUUCUUCUUCACCUUUCUUACCUGUAAAAUCAUCAUAUACCCUGAAGCCUUAUAGCCUUACUUUGUUCCUUUAAUUGCACCCUUCAUAAGGAAGGGAGGAUUUUUUGUUUUUUAAAGUUUUGUUUUUCUUCACUUCCACAUUUGUUAUCCCCAUAAAUAUUUCCUUGUGGGGGUGUCAAAUUUUGAAAUCUUCUUGUUCUUAAUCCUAAGGCGUUGGGAAUGGGAGGAUGUUGCAGCCAUGAGCUUGGUAUUCGAGAGAAGGUUGAGAGCGAUUUGGGAGAUGAACAUGAGCUUGAUUAUGAGGGCAAUGAUAUAGAAUAUGGUUAUGGUGGUGAAAUCAUAAGGCUCAAAGGGUGCUCUAGGUUUGUAUCAAUGUAUUGCCAACAGGGUAAGAAAGGUGUCAAUCAAGAUUCUAUGACUGUUUGGGAGGACUAUACAGGAGAAAAAGACAUGAUGUUCUGUGGUGUUUUUGAUGGGCAUGGUCCUCUAGGGCACAAAGUAUCGCAAUAUAUCCGCGACAAUCUACCUUCGAAGCUGUCUGCAGCAAUCAAAUUGGCACAACAAAAGGCCAACAACUACUAUGAUGAUAGUGAUGCAGAUACAAGCACGUUUGAUGAUUCUAACCAGAACAUGUCCCUUGCUUCAUGGGAGGGAUGCUUUAUCAAGACAUUCAAGGAAAUGGAUGAUUACCUUGCCAAGGACAUUAAUACCGACAGCUAUUGCAGCGGUUGCACCGCCGUUACUGUCAUCAGACAGGGUGAUCAGCUUAUAAUCGGAAAUUUGGGCGAUUCUCGCGCGAUUCUUUGUACUAGAGAGAGAGAUCAACGUGUUCCUAUUCAACUUACCGUGGAUUUGAAGCCUGAUCUUCCAAGUGAAGCUACAAGGAUCAUGAGCUGUGAAGGCAGAGUUUUCGCGGCAGAGGAAGAACCCGACGUGUGCCGAAUAUGGAUGCCUGAUGAUGACUGCCCUGGAUUAGCUAUGUCCAGAUCCUUCGGAGACUUUUGCCUCAAAGAUUAUGGCCUCAUCUCAAUUCCUGAUGUAUUUUACAGGAAACUUUCCAAGCAAGAUGAAUUUGUGGUCUUGGCAAGUGAUGGGGUAUGGGAUGUGCUGAGUAACAAUGAAGUUAUCAACAUAGUUGCUUCAGCACCAAGCAGAAGCGUAGCAGCCAAAUUGCUUGUAAAAAGAGCCGUUCGAGCAUGGAGAUACCGGUAUCCCGGCUCCAAGGUAGAUGAUUGCGCAGUUAUAUGCUUGUUCCUGGACGGCGAGCAGCCGGUGUUAUCCCACUCGCAGUCCAAAAGGGUUGGCAAACAUCUCAGCAAACACCCUCAUCGCAACCGAACGAUGAGCAACGAAGACAACGAGACAGUGGCCGGAAAAGUGGGGGUAGAGCUGAAUGUCAAUGAAGAAUGGAAGGCUCUUGGAGGGUUAGCUAGAGCCAACUCCUUAUCAAAACUUCCAAGGCUUACAAGAGAUUUGAGUAGAAGGCAAGUAUCAACUAGGUUCAUUCAAGGCAGCUGAAAAAGGUUCACUUACUCUGCCAGGGCCUUCUCAUCAUAUAUAUAUAUUUAUAUAUAUAAAGUGUGUGUGUGAUCACAGAUCUUCAGACCUAAACUUUGUACAUUUAGGUGAGAAAAAAAACAUUGGACGGGUUGGGAAGAAUGUUAUUAGGACCAUUUUGGUGUUCCUUAAAAAGUGAGUGAAAACUAAUUGAUA
This is a messenger RNA of Arachis duranensis, 1792 nucleotides long. RefSeq names its product probable protein phosphatase 2C 65. The transcript has 5 exons. The coding region runs from base 299 to 1597 and encodes 432 amino acids. Gene Ontology annotation, molecular function: protein serine/threonine phosphatase activity. Lineage: Eukaryota; Viridiplantae; Streptophyta; Magnoliopsida; Fabales; Fabaceae. Gene Ontology annotation, biological process: protein dephosphorylation. The record is from RefSeq and is a predicted model, not a curated record.